Molecule: messenger RNA, 5513 nt
Organism: Gadus morhua (Atlantic cod)
Lineage: Eukaryota; Metazoa; Chordata; Actinopteri; Gadiformes; Gadidae
Gene: csgalnact1a
Product: chondroitin sulfate N-acetylgalactosaminyltransferase 1a
Exons: 8
Coding region: 988-2805 (605 amino acids)
Cellular component (GO): Golgi cisterna membrane
Molecular function (GO): glucuronosyl-N-acetylgalactosaminyl-proteoglycan 4-beta-N-acetylgalactosaminyltransferase activity
Source: RefSeq, a predicted model, not a curated record
ACACACACACACACACACACACACACACACACACACACACACACACACACACACACACACACACACACACACACACACACACGCUUGUAUGACACGUCCGCCACGACGAGUUGCGCUCGCGGACUGGGCUACCCCUCUCGUCAGCGAACUCAGAAGCACGCGGAGUUUCCAGAACACUCAAAGAGGAGCUAUGCAUCUUCUGAAGAGACCCCCAGGGACCAGCGGGAGCCUGCUUUCUCAUCGGACGUAGUGUCUGGCCCCUCCGUCGGCUCCACCUCCCUCCCUGAGGCGGUGUCACCAUGCUUAGUUAGCCUUAAACCCUAAAAAGGUUGCAACAGCUUUUCCUCCGCUCGCGCCUGGACUAUUUCUGGACUACUUCUGAACAUUCCACAAACCGUGACGGAAUACAUGAAGGAAUUCAUUUUUUUUUUUUCAAGAUUAAAGCGCAAGGUUGUCGUGAAUCAAGACGGGAAGAGGGAAGAACAUGUGGCACCAUGAUGUGCGGCUAAAUAAUACAUGACCGGGUCAGACACAUCAAAGCUGCCUCCAAGACGACGGCUGAUUGAAGACCAAGAAAGGCGAGAAAAGAAAAGGCUAUUUCCAACCCUUUUCGUAUGCGGCCUGAGAUAAUUGGUGACGCCAAUUAAAAAAGCAAUCUUAACGCCCUUAUCGUCAGAGAUGGAGCAACCUGCGACACUCUGAAAAUUCAGUCAUACUAAUUAGCUCAGCAAGUAAUCAGUGUGAAUAAUCAACCUCAUAAAAAUCAAUAGCAUCCUAUUGAUUUGAAUGGAUGGAAGCCCACCCAGCGUGAAGGUUGCGGUCUGUGUUUACCUGUUUGCUUCUUAAAGGCCUGUUGGACAUGAAUAACCAAAAACACCAUUCUGCAUCCGUCUCUACACAGCCGUGUGCUUUGGGCUGCUUUAGAAUUUGACCCCUUUUGUGAGUCUCGUGUGUGUGUGUGUGCGCGUCAGUGUGUGUGUGCGUGCCAUGAUGCUUCGCCGCGGCCUGCUCUCCUGGGCGUCCCGCGUGGGCGGGGUGCUGGUGUUGGUCUGCUGCACCCUGUCCCUCCUCUACGUCAUGAACUGCAGCCCGCCCCAUCCUGACGCCCAGCCCCCGGGCCACACACUCCCCUCCCUGGGGGGGGCGCCGGGGGGGGCGCCUGGGGCCCCCCGGCCCCCAAGAGGAGGAGGAGGCGGGCCCCCGGGGGGACAGUCCUACCAGGUGCUCCUGCAGGAGCGAGAGGAGCAGCACCGCAUCCACAUCUCCUCCCUGAAGUCCCAGAUCUCCCAGCUGAAGGAGGCGCUGCAGGAGCGCAGCCUGCAGCUCAAGGGCGUGCAGGAGACGCUGGACAGGGCCUCCAGCAGCAGGGGAGGGGCCCCCGGGCAGGCGCAGGGGCCCGGGGCCCCGGGGCCCGCCGCCGCUCGCGGAGGAGGAGGAGGAGGAGGAGGAGGAGGAGCGGCGGCGGCCGUAGGGGACGGGGCCCUGGGCGGCGCCCGGAGCCAGCAGGCGGACCUCCAGGAGUUCCUGGCCGGCCAGCUGUCGCGGGCGGAGGUGAGCGUGGGCGUGCGGCUGGCCAGCGAGUACGCCGUGGCGCCCUUCCAGAGCUUCACCCUGCAGCGGGUGUACCAGCUGGAGACGGGGCUCACCAGGCACCCCGAGGAGAAGCCCGUGAGGCGGGACCGCCGGGAGGAGCUGGGGCAGGCCCUGGAGGCGGCGCUGCUCGCCCUCAACGCCGCGCCCCGUCGUCCCGGGGAGCAGGGGGGGAGGGGGGGCGGCGGGGGGGCGGCGGCCGCGGCGGAGAAGGUCUACACGCCGUCCGACUUCGUGGAGGGCAUCACCCGGACGGAGAAGGACAAGGGCACCAUGUACGAGCUGACCUUCAGAGGGGCGGCCAAGAGGGACUUCCGGCGCAUGGUGCUGUUCCGCCCGUUCGGACCCCUGAUGAAGGUGAAGAGCGAGAGGGUGGACACCAGCAACAUCCCCAUCAACAUCGUGGUCCCGCUGGCCCGACGCACCGACACCUUUAAGCAGUUCAUGCAGAACUUCAGGGAGGUGUGUGUGCGCCAGGAUGGUCUAGUCCAUCUGACAGUGGUGUAUUUCGGGAAGGAACAGGUUGAAGAAGUGCGCGGCAUUCUAGAGAACACGUCCAGGGAGGAAAAUUUUAAGAACUACACUCUGAUCCAGCUGGACGAGGAGUUUUCCCGGGGCCGGGGUCUGGACCUGGGGGCCCGAGCCUGGGAGGGAGGCAACGUUCUGCUCUUCUUCUGCGACGUCGACAUCUACUUCAACGCUGACUUCCUCACCACCUGCCGACUCAACACCCUACCUGGUAAAAGGGUGUUCUACCCUGUGCUCUUCAGCCAGUACAACCCCACACUUAUCUACGGAGGCCCCGACCACAUCCCACCAGUGCAGCAACAGCUGGUGAUUAAGAAGGACACAGGGUUUUGGAGGGAUUUUGGUUACGGCAUGACCUGCCAAUACAGAUCGGACUUUGUAAACAUAGGGGGCUUCGACGUGGACAUCAAAGGCUGGGGCGGCGAGGACGUCCACCUCUACAGGAAGUAUCUCCAUAGCAACCUGCUGGUGGUGCGGGCUCCCUCCAGGGGGCUGUUCCACCUGUGGCACGAGAAGCACUGCGCAGACGAGCUACGCCCGGACCAGUACCGCAUGUGCAUGCAGACCAAGGCCAUGAACGAGGCCUCGCACGGCCAGCUGGGCAUGCUGCUCUUCAGGCAGGAGAUCCAGGCCCACCUCCGGCAGCAGAAGCCCGCCGCAAAGCCCCAAAAGAAGACCAAAGCCUAAAGGACUGAUCAUGGUUCCACGUUGAAGCAACGCAGGGGGCGGGGGGGGUUACGGAGCCAUCACGUCCUUUCGGACCCUCCUUGCGUCCACCGCAAGGGCCUGACCGGCGCCUCCCAGAAAUUGUAGCCUUGCGUCGAGGCACGCAGCAGCAAGGGCUGGAAUUGGUUCCGCUCACUUAAACCCGACUCAGAACCAAAACCGGUUCGCGACUGCGUCGAAGCGUCUGUGUUGUCAUGUGUUGGCGUUGCGUCGACGUGGAACCAUAAUUGAGCCUUAACGUCGGGAAUCCAUUAAGGAGGAUGCCCCUUUGCGCUGUCAUGACUACUUUAAGGCACGCGUAGGCUGAGAGACUGAGAGAGGGCCGUGAAGGGAAGCGUUAUCUCGGUCCGCUGCCACGCAAUGUCCCCGCAUCUUGCUUCAUGUGAGCUGUGGUCGCCGUUGAGCAGUCCCUGGUCGCCUACUAACUAUGAGCUGUGUACACCAGUCUCCCAGUCUAUUUGAGCUGUGUACACCAGUUAACAUUCCCCCGAGCGAGAAGAAUAAGAACAUGACAACAACAACAACAACAACAACAAAGACAAGAAUGAAUUCAGAUGUUUUUUUAAACAUGUUACAGAGACUGAUAUCCCUCUAUAGGAAGUCCCGCCCUCUCUCUGGUCGUUCCCCGUUAAACCCGUGUAACUGGAACAGAUAUUGCUUCCGCUCUUGCAUGACAGGAAGUCACGCCCUCUCUCUCGCCUAUAACGCACAUUUGGAGGACCCCACUCAAGACGUUACGUGGUGAGAUGUGAACGCCUUGUAAACGCCGUUAUACCAGAGCUAACAGCGAGGUUCUAUAUUAUGUGUGAAACUUUUGGGCAAAAAAAUUCGCAUUCAUCUCGACAACUGGAGCAACGAACAACGUGGGAGUUUCGUUCAAGCGAAACUUGAUCUUGGUCUGUUUUACUGCUGUCCCAUCGGUGGGAAAUGGGCGGAUAGAAGAAGCAGUUUUGGCUGUAACUGUAUACUCGUGGCAAUAAAUGAGCAGGAAGGACGGACAAAAACCCUCCCUGUAGUGAGGUCUUUGGAAAAAAUCUCAUGAAAAAACUAGCUCUGGAAGUUAUACAGAGAAUGAAGUCAGAGUCGUUAAGUGCCUUCUAUGACGAAAAUGCAGAUAUUUUUUGUCUUCUUCUUAUUGGAUGAGUCAAUGGUGCCAUCUAGUGGACUGACGUUGUAAAACUUCCUUAACGAUAUUUUUUAUUUUAUUCAUAAUUAUUUUCUUUUCAUUACUACAUGCCCCCUUUCUUCUAAUUUAUACGUGUGUUUUUCUUGAAAUGCAAACAGCAGGUCCCAGUACACACAUAUAAUUAAAUAUUGAAGUGUAAGCAAAACGAAACAUGAAUGUUAUUUAAAUGUUUGAAAUUGUCUAAAGUAUAAUCUCUUCUCAAUAUGAAAUACUUUUUUUAACAGAAAAAUUCCACUUGCUCAUGACUCCAAAUCAUGGAUUUCUUUGGCCCCAAUUUAUUCAAAUGAUCCUUACUAUCCAUUUGUGACAUAACAAAUAGGGGUGCCCACCAGUUGUGUGAGAGACACGGUUGGAAUGAGCCAUCAACUCCAGUCUACCAGUCACUAAAUUCCCCAUGAAGAUGACCAAAUAUAGCCCUAACCCCUGACCGGUUUACCAUACACCUGGGUGGACCCUCCCACUCCACUUAUGAUGUCAAAAAAAGACAAACUCACAUAAGCUGGGUAUGAUAGGUUCCCUUUAACAUGGUUGACUAAAGGUCUAUUUUUAUGUCUGCAAAUUAGUUAGGAGAAUUUUUUCUUUUUGAUUAAUGCUCUUUAUGUAUAAAUACAUAUAUAUAUAUAAAUUAUGUUAAAUGCAAGCCUGAAUGUUACCCUGGUUAAAUAUGUUUUAUUUUAUUUUUUUUAAUUCUCACACACACACACACACACACACACACACACACACACACACACACACACACACACACACACACACACACACACACACACACACACACACACACACACACACACACACACACAAUGUUGGGUAAAAGGUAUCAAAGUGUUAUCAAGGUGAGGUAUAAUGCAAUGUAGUGAAAUUAAAACAUGGAAAAUUUAUGUUAGCCAAAACAGCCAAUGGUUGAUAUGAAGCACAAUUUCAUAAAAUUAUAAUAGAGUCUAAUAUAGCAGCCUGUAAUAGUGACUCUAAUUUAACUGUACUUUUGUUUUAAUUAUAUCCAUCAGACAACAUCCUGAAAAGAAUAUAAGAAUACAGACAGCUAGAAUAGGCCUGUUAAUAAAUAUAUAUACAUCGAUUCGCCGCUAGAUAGCAGCAUCGUGCGGAAAAUAAGAGAAAAAUGGUCCCUUGCCUCCUCAUUUCUUUCUAAUUCAGGAAAAUCUGUGUUCAGUUUUAGGAUUGUUCAGAAAGAUUUAGAACCCUUCGACUAGGAUUUUAACAUCAGUGACACAAAAGGAAGCAUGCAAUUAGAAAGUAGGACAUCACCAAUACAGUCAUAAGGAAAAUGUAGGCCUGAAUCAAUAACGCCCUUCUUGUAGGGCAUCUCUGACCUUAACCUUCCUCAACCCUGACUAUUUGUGUCAUGAAUGUGUGAGGAUAUUUACGAACAAAGUUUCCUGUUCAGUUUAGGAAUUUAUUUUGUUAUGACUGUUGGGCGGUGUUACGUAGAAUACUUCAAAUAAUAAAAUACAAAUGGUCUGUA